Messenger RNA from Neoarius graeffei (lesser salmon catfish), 484 nucleotides. Its product is annotated as histone H2B-like. The transcript has a single exon. Gene Ontology annotation, molecular function: DNA binding; protein heterodimerization activity; structural constituent of chromatin. Lineage: Eukaryota; Metazoa; Chordata; Actinopteri; Siluriformes; Ariidae. Bases 110 to 484 code for a protein of 124 amino acids. The record is from RefSeq and is a predicted model, not a curated record. Gene Ontology annotation, cellular component: nucleosome.
AAUAAAAUAUUUUCCUGCCUCGUGUAUAAUUACACUGCGGACCUGUAAAUAGAGCGGCCGCGAGGCGGGUCUUAUUCAUUCUCUUACAGUUUACCCGAGGAGCAGCGCCAUGCCCGAGCCACCUAAAAGCGCACCCAAGAAGGGCUCCAAGAAAGCCGUGACCAAGGCGGCUGGUAAAGGAGGCAAGAAGCGCAGAAAGUCCAGGAAGGAGAGCUACGCUAUCUAUGUGUACAAGGUCCUGAAGCCGGUUCAUCCCGACACCGGCAUCUCGUCUAAGGCUAUGGGCAUCAUGAACUCCUUUGUCAAUGAUAUUUUCGAGCGUAUCGCCGGCGAGUCCUCUCGUCUGGCUCACUACAACAAGCGCUCCACCAUCACCUCCAGAGAGAUCCAGACCGCUGUGCGCCUUUUACUGCCUGGCAAGAUGGCCAAGCACGCCGUGUCCGAGGGCACAAAGGCCGUCACCAAGUACACCAGCUCCAAGUAA